AUGGCGGCGUUCGCGCGGCGCAAGGCGGAGCGGCUCGCGCGGCCCGACCCCAGCCGGAAGCGCGCGCUGGACGCUCGAGCCGCGGAGCUCGUGCGGCUCCUGAACGCGCGCGAGCGCUUCUGCACCGCGAGCUCGUGCGACGGGAGGGUGACCGUGACGGACACGGAUGGCACGGGGAUCCAGAAGAAGAACUGCACGUGGCUCUUGGUAACGCAUGGUCCGUGUGUCAAAGGCGAUGUGAUGACAGCACUAGAGAAAGCCACUGGUGAUGCUGUGUUCAAGUUUGAACCCUUUGUUCUUCACGUGCUGUGUCGGGAGCUGCAGGAUGCACAGCUGCUGCAUUCAGUGGCGAUUGACUCUGGGUUCAGGAAUUCUGGUAUUACAGUUGGCAGAGGAGGAAAAAUUACAAUGGCUGUGCGGAGCACUCACUGCUUAGAAGUUCCACUGAGCCACAAAGGGAGAUUGAUGGUCUCUGAAGAAUAUAUUGAAUUUCUGGUACAUGUAGCCAAUCAGAAAAUGGAAGAAAACCUAAGGAGGAUUGACAGAUUCCACAAAGGCUUGGAGCUGGCUCUGGAAGCUGCUGUCCCUGCAGACACCUUGUUUCCCGAGGGGCCAGAGAAGAGCCACUCUGUGUACGUGCACAGAAGAAAGAGACGGACUGCUCAGGAACAGGCCAAUCCCAGCAGAGAGCUGGAACCCCAGGAUGAUACUGAAAGCAGUCUUGAUCUGUUUGCUGAAAUCAUGAUAUAGACUAUGACAUUUGAAAGCAAAUGGCAAACUGAAAAACUAUUCUAAUGGUAAUUUUAAGAGAUUUAUAUAUUUCUGUGCUCCAAGUAGCAGUACUUUCAUGAACAUUGACAAGAAAAAAGGUAAUUAACAGAAUGGUGAGCAGGUGUAGCUACAGGACACAAGAGAACAAAGCCACAGAAAGUUUUGGGAGUUUUUUAAGUGUACUGUUGAAUUAACAAAGUGCUACUCCAUCAGUUAUCCCAGAAAUAAUGGAUUUGCUGCAGCCUUCUGCCAUGUUCUCUGUGGCAGCAUUUCACUUCCAACCUCCUGGGUUUUGCAGAACCAGGUUUCUCCUUCGAGGGGGGAAGAGGUGCUAGGGACAAUGACCAUCCACUCGUGAGACAGCCAGCACGAGGUGGAAAUUGGACAGAAACCUUCCAAAGUAGCACUGUGUGCUCUGGUCGCAGAGUGGGCCUCGUGCAUUUGGGUGGACUGGUUGAAGUAUGGCUCAAUCCAGGGGCAUAAUUUCUAACGGUACAGAGCUGCUGCCCAGAAGCUGUGUGAACAAAACUGGAGUACCCCAGCCCGUGGGGCAGCAGGCAGGUGGUGGGAGCAGCCAAGGGUCCCACAGUGGGGCAAGGCACAGCAGCUCCUCAGGUGUGGGGACAUGGCUUCUGCCACAGACAUUACUGCAGCAUUGUUGGGAUAUGGGCUUGUGUCAGACUAUCAUUUUCCACAGAUCUUCCUCUCCACUCUGAGACUCAGCUGCCUGUCUGGGCUGAACUGAAACCCCAGGGCUUCCACCAAUGAAAGCAACUUCUGCCUCCAUGCAGAGGGUCCUCCCCAACCUGCGGCCUUAGCAAGGCCUGGGGGAGCCCCUGUUGCCAUCCCCACUGCUGGGAGUCCCACUAUUCCUGUAGAUCCCUCUUCACCACCUGGAGGAUACAUCUUGCACACAGAGGAGGAGGUAGUUAUUGCUUGUGGAUUUUAGGGAGUUUGUUCAGAAUAGUCUGAACCCUCCUCUGCAUGCCAUUUCUUAAAAUGUCUGGCACUGAUCUGUUGAACAUGGCUUGAGGGACUGACAACAGCAGCAGCAACCACGUGCGGUGCCUACAAACACUGUAACAGCCCAAACCCUCACCCUGUGUAACAGCAUAUAGUAUUUACAUUCUGCAAAAUAGAGUUUGUCAGAAACUGAUGUGUGGUAUGAUCCCACAUUCCUCUGAAAGACAGUAAAAAAUUCAGGAAGACUUUCUGGCAUCUUAACAUAAAAAUGUUGGCAUCUUGUUAAAUACUUCAUUCCAAUCAUCUCCAAUGGUUGAAGACUCUUGGGACCUCAUACAAAAACUCAGUGAGAUCCUACAACAAGAAAAAUAAACAGAAGGAUCAGGAAAACAUUACUUCAGUAUAACAGUAGAACAGUUUUUGCAAGGUUUUUCUGAAUUUUUUUACACCCCAUCCAAGGUUGCAGAGGGUGAUGCUGAGGUGGUGUCACCACCGUGACAUCAUUCUGGGACCAGCACCAACUUCCUCCAUGCACCACUGCCCUUACACCAGGGGAUUUACACACCUUGUCCCAUGCUCACCCACGUUCCACCAGCUCAUUUUGAGGUUAUUUUUGUCAGGCUGUGUUUUAUUUCCAGCUGCUGUAUGGGAUUCUUUUGGGCUGUGAAUGUGCAGAGCACAGCAGCCAUUGGGAAGAGCACCCCUGAAAAUGGGAUUCUGGGGGUUAUGGCUGAAGAGAAAUUCACUGGUUGGCAACAAGACUAAAACUGUCAAACCUUUACCAUUUGUAAGUGUGCUUUGCCACUUAGUUAAUCUAAAAGGUAUUUUUAUAUUUGC
Molecule: messenger RNA, 2571 nt
Organism: Poecile atricapillus (Black-capped chickadee)
Lineage: Eukaryota; Metazoa; Chordata; Aves; Passeriformes; Paridae
Gene: TYW3
Product: tRNA-yW synthesizing protein 3 homolog
Exons: 6
Coding region: 1-750 (249 amino acids)
Biological process (GO): tRNA methylation
Cellular component (GO): cytoplasm
Molecular function (GO): tRNA methyltransferase activity
Source: RefSeq, a predicted model, not a curated record